This is a messenger RNA of Nicotiana tabacum (common tobacco), 1541 nucleotides long. RefSeq names its product transcription factor bHLH47. Lineage: Eukaryota; Viridiplantae; Streptophyta; Magnoliopsida; Solanales; Solanaceae. Gene Ontology annotation, molecular function: protein dimerization activity. The record is from RefSeq and is a predicted model, not a curated record.
UGCAAGCGUGGAACGUGUACGGUUUUGCUAUAUGACAAAAGAACACAACUCGCGUGGCACGCUUCUCAUGUGUUCCCCAUUUUAUAAUCUCCACCAGCAGCUGCUCGCCACACGCCUUCCUCUUCUUACAUACUCUUCUCCAACUUCCCUAAUUUUAUUUUGCAACUCUCAAAUCAUUCCCAAGAACCAAAGAGGUUUUGAAUGUUAGUGCCGUACACAUUUUACCUGGAGAGAGGCAGAAGUGCAUAGCUCAUGGGGCUUCUUACAAAAUUUUGUUCUUGCUUUGGUGAACAAAUAAAUAUUAUAUAUAUGGGGAUUAGAUGCUGUUUCCAACAAAACGUUCUGAAACAAAGAGUUAAUUUCUUUUAGGAUUCUGCUUCUCAUGAGUUAACUCAAUUUAAUCAAUGAAUGACGCUGGAUUUAAACAGUACAACUUGUAUUCUGCUGUUUAAUAGCAAAAAGUAGGAAAAUGGAUUGUAAAGUAGUGAUCAGCACUCUCCUGAGUUUAUGAAGUAUACCGUGCUGGCACAACAAUUUAGUUACAUUCGAAUGAAUUCAGCUUGAUUGUAACACCUUGGUCAUGUUGCUCGUCCAUCUUUGAUCUACUGGGUAUCUUAUCCUAAGCAUAAUACCUUUUCUUUUGUCCCCUUUUCUCCUUUUCAUAAGACGGCCAGUAGCAUUUCUCAUUGACACCUACAAGGUGGACUGAAAUUAGAGAUGGAUACAGAAAGUCCUGCUCCAAUACAUGAAAAGGAUACUACAGCUGCGGAGACUUCGCUAGAUAGCUCUCAUCUUGGCAAGAAGAAUCAGAAGAAAGCCCCAAAAAGAAUACAUAAAGCUGAGAGAGAGAAGCUGAAGAGAGAGCAUCUAAAUGAGCUUUUCCUUGGUUUGGCUAAUGCUCUUGAACUAUCUGAGCAGAUGAAUGGAAAAGCCUCCAUCUUGAAUGAAGCUGCUCGAUUUGUAAAGGACAUACUUUCUCAGAUCAAGCAUCUGAGGACAGAAAAUACAACUUUGCUGUCUGAAUCUCAAUAUCUGAGUGUGGAGAAAAAGGAGCUUCAGGAUGAAACUUCAGCUCUGGAGGCUGAAAUUGGCAGACUGCAGAAUGAGGUCAAAGCAAGGGAAGCCAAGACCAAUCUCGACCUAAAUCUAGCUCCUCCAGAAAUUCAGCACCCAGAGUUCGCCUUACAAAAUAAUUAUAUGAGAUUACCUGCUUCAGCACAUGCGUUUCAAGACUCACAAAUUAUGAACCCUGCUUAUGUCUUUCCCUUUAGUUCUAAUCCCCAGGUUCAUCUAGCGCCCGAUGCUACAAAGUCCACAUCUACACCCACAUCUACUGUGAAGAAACCACAGGCCAGAUAUCCCACUCCAGCUGAUGUAUGGCCUUCCCAAAUCUUUGAAAAGCGGCCUCGGUUAUUAGGACAGGAAGUUCAAGAUGGUGCAUAAUAAUGUUAGUCUAGAAGAAAUGAGGCAUCCGUAGAAUGACAUGUAUAAUUUGGUUCUAUAGAUUUAUAGCCUAUUUGGCCAAAAGUGCUUUUUUUUGG